Molecule: messenger RNA, 3695 nt
Organism: Drosophila subobscura
Lineage: Eukaryota; Metazoa; Arthropoda; Insecta; Diptera; Drosophilidae
Product: box A-binding factor
Exons: 4
Coding region: 846-3212 (788 amino acids)
Biological process (GO): negative regulation of transcription by RNA polymerase II; regulation of cytokine production; regulation of immune system process
Source: RefSeq, a predicted model, not a curated record
CUAAACACAUAAACACAAACACACACCCCAUCGAAAAUACACACACACACCAGAUAACGGCGCUUCGGGCGCCUCCGAAUCACCGAGUGAUAGCAGCGGCAGCAGCAGGCCCCACCAGAUCCCAACAAACUAAUUGACAACUCAAAUCCUGCCAAACAACGAAACGGCAGAAAAAACAAUUGUUAAACAACGUUUCGCCUGCCAGUCGGAUUGUCGGCCUACCCCACUGGGGGGACACUUCACAUUCAGCUUCAGCGUCAGCUCCAUCUCCAGCGUCAGCUACAGCUCCAGCUUCAACUUCAGUUUCAACUUCAAUCAAAUCGCUGCCCCAACGACAAUUGCUAAGUGUGCCUCUUAAUGCAUUUUACCCGCAACCACAAACACACAUUCAAACAAACAAACAAACAACAAAACAAAAAAAAGAAGUUGAAAUAAAUUUACAUAAAUAUUUCACUUGCCAGUUUUUGCCAGUCCACGUCCACAUCCGCGUUUCAAAAGAUUGAGCCUGGAUAGGCAACAGUGUGUGUGUGCGUGUGAAUCUGUGUAUGAGUGUGAGUGGAGUGUCCCGUUCGCAUCUGUAUCUGGAUUCGAUCCGUGCCUUAAACCAUUCAUCGCUCAACCAUCGCAACGCAGCGCAUCGCCUUGCACCAGAGAUUCAGUCCAGCAUCAAGAGAUCUUCCAAGACUACCCCGCCCCAAGUGCACUUGCUGGCAUUUCCUGCGCGCAGCACACGGCAUUCUUCCUGCUCCGCUUGGGGGAGCCAAAUUAACCAACACUGACAACCAUCGCGCAUUAGCCAACACUUGUCGAAGUAAGGCGCUACUCUGGCGCUUCAGGCUCAACAAAUGAUCGGCACUGAGGAUAUGUCCGCAUCGGCUGGCAUGGAUAUAAGCGAAUCCUUUCGUGCCGAGGAUCUCUCCAAGGCGGACUUCUUCGACUUUGUCACUGGCCCCGACAUGGGCAUCGGCAUUGGCGUGGGCGUCGACUCAUUGGGCGUCAGCCUGCACCAACAGCAGCAGCAGCAGCACCAUCAGCCCCACCAGCAGCAACAGCAGCAGCAGCAGCACCACAGUCAGCACAACAGUCACACCGCCAGCCACGUUCAAGUGGUGCACCAGCCAGCCAUCUCCAUCUCCACCCAAUCGCCGCAGCAGGCCCUGUGUGGCGGUGGUGCGAGAACCAACAGCAGCAUGAUCCACGAUGGUGGGGGAGGUGGUGCAGGCGGAGGGGGAGGAGGCAUUGUGGUGCCCGUGGGCAAUCGAAAUGGCAGCAGCAACGGAGGCGAUCCCACGUUACAGGGCUAUGAGUUCUGGCACCAGGACAAGGACAGCAGUCGCCUCGAUUCCACCUCCAUAUUCGAGGAUCUGGAUCGUUACUGCUGGCAACAGCAGCCGAUCACUGCCAGCGCUGGUAAUAGUGGAGCCACCAGCACCAACCAGCCCAGUCCCACAUCUCCUCAGUCGCAUCACCAUCAGCAGCAGCAGCAACAGCAUCCACAUCCACACCAACAGCAGCAGCAGCAGCAGCAGCAGACAAAUCCCAGCAGUUCCUCGGCCGCCUCCAGUGGGGCGGGCAGCAGCAGCGACACCAUCAGCAGCCUGGACACCACCGACGGACAGAUCUACACCCUGACAGUAUUAAACGGCGGCGAGCCCUGGCUGAAGCGCUCGGAGGCAGAGCAGCUGCCGAGUUCCCUGGAUCUAGACAGUCUCCUGGGCAGCUUUCCGGGUUACAUCAAGUCGGAGUAUCCGUACGAUGACAGCGGCUUCAGCACAGACGGCAAGGAUGUGAUUGUGAAUGGGGCAGAUGCCAAUGGUCUCAGCAGUAUUUCCCAGGUCCCCUCCCAGACGCUGCCCUCGCUCGUUACGGCCAUCUCCAUUGCGGGGGGAAAUGAUUUGGGCCAGCAGUUGGCCCAGUUCCAGAACAAUAACAACGACUGGCAUAUGGCCGAUCACAAUGCCGACACGGAGCAGAGCACGGCGGAGUCGCUGCUGCGGAGUGCGCUCCAGGGUAAGGGAUACGCCAAGGGUCUGCACAUGCAGAACGGCCUGGCCAUGCCCGUCGUCAAGGAGGAGGACAUGCGACGGCUGCUCUUCACGGACGAUGCUGCCGAUGCGCUGGGCUUUGCCGACUCUACGCUGAGUGCCGCCCAAAUGUUUGACGAGGCUCAGGGCAUGGCUGGAGUCCAUCUCACAUCCCAGCAGCAGCAGCAGCAGGUGCAACAGCAGCACAAUGGCAACGCCAACAUCAUUGUGGACGACAUGUUCCUGUCGCUGGAGAACGCCUUCAGCGAUGACUUUGAGAAGAUCAAGCGGAUCGCCAAUGAGGUGCAGCAGUUCUGCACCGGAGGCUCCUCCACGCCCACGCCUGGCGCGGACUACAGCAGUGCCAACGAUGUCCUCAUGCAAAUCUCACCGAAUGCGACGGCAAUCACGACGGCCAAUCAGCUGCAGCCGCCGCAGCCUUUAAAGCCGGAAGUGAGUACGUCGACACCGCCCACGGGUGGAGCUGCCUCAGCCUCCGCCACUCAUCCGUCUGGCAGAUCGGGCAGUGGCAUCUCAAAGCCCAAGAAGCAGUACAAACGGAGCAGCAGCAGCACCACCAGCAGCAGCAAUAACAACAACAACAACAAUCCAAAUGUGGCUAACAACAACAACAGCAGCAGCAGCGCAGGAGGGGUAGGGGGAGGAGCACUGGGCGCGGUCAUGGGCAGCAGUGCGGGAAGCGGCAGCUCCUCCUCCAGCGGCAGUGCCAGCAGCAGCAGCAACAGUCCGCCCGCCAACUCCAGCGGCUCCGGCUCCUCCGCCAGUGGACAGCGGAAGGAGCGCUCCUUGCACUAUUGCUCCAUCUGCUCGAAGGGAUUCAAGGACAAGUACUCGGUGAAUGUCCACAUACGCACGCACACGGGCGAGAAGCCCUUCGCCUGCUCCCUGUGCGGCAAGAGCUUCCGGCAGAAGGCGCACCUCGCCAAGCACUACCAGACGCACAUGACCCAAAAGAACAAUGGAAACCUGAUCAAAGGCAGCUCCUCCAAGCACCAGAGAUCCAGUGGCGGCUCAUCUGCGGCAGCCGCAGCAGCAGCAGCGGCAGCAGCGGCAGCCUCCAUCAACCAGCAGCGGCAGAUGACCCCAUCACUGCCUGGGAUGAUCAGCAAUCCGAACACGCCGCCAGGCAUCCUGCCCCCAGCGAAUGGUCUGCUCACGAAUCGGUAGUUCCACGUAGCAGAGGUACCCGCAAAACGAAACUAUUUCUUGUUCCUUACUCACAAAACACACACAAACACAAUGACAAAAGCUAAAUGAAAACUAUAAAACUACUACACACACACACACACACUCCUGGAGGGACCUCUCCAGAUGGUCCACUCCGCCUCGAAUUUAUGUCAUUGAAUAAUUCCUAUAUUCAGCUUUCUGUGCAAUUCCUAUACCUAUACCAACACUCGAAGCACUUCCAAAUAAAAUACUCAACUUAAUGUACAUUUAAUGCCUAAACACAACCACAAAUUAAAUUUAAAUGUGCCAAAUUUUGAAGAUUUUAAUUAAUGCUACUACCAGAUAGAAUCUACAAUUAAACUAAAUAGAGAUACGAACAUAUAAGUGUAAUAAUCAAGCUAAUGAAGCAAUUCUACGCGUGGUGAUAUCAAAAUGAGGCCAAACGCUUCCCUGCUGAAAGAAAUACUUGUGUAGCCCCCGCCC